This is a messenger RNA of Physeter macrocephalus (sperm whale), 3494 nucleotides long. It is a transcript of the gene AKAP1, whose product is annotated as A-kinase anchoring protein 1. Gene Ontology annotation, cellular component: membrane; mitochondrion. The transcript has 9 exons. Gene Ontology annotation, molecular function: protein kinase A regulatory subunit binding; RNA binding. Bases 1537 to 2814 code for a protein of 425 amino acids. NCBI's taxonomy places the organism in Eukaryota, Metazoa, Chordata, Mammalia, Artiodactyla, Physeteridae. The record is from RefSeq and is a predicted model, not a curated record.
UGUAGGAAGCCAGAGACCGUAAGAUGCACCCCACUUCAGGGCUGUUAAAAUGUUUCAAAAUUAUUUUAAAGCAUCUUAAAACGGGUGAAGAUCUUUCGGGAAUAAAGGAGUUUCCCUUUGCCCCUUGCCCCUCAGCCUGACCAUGCUGACUCCAGUUUGAUGGUAGUGGCUACUCAGAUGUGUCCAGGCUGCAGGGGAGAGAGUGGUGAGCGGGGAGGCGUGGGCAUGGCAGGUGGGAGCAUGGGGGAGCCCCCCACUGAGCGCUAGCUGUGCCCGGCUCCAGGCUCGAGCCUUCCAGCGUUCUCCCGCAGUAGCCCUGCCUUGGGCGCAAGGAAGUCGAAGCUUAAGAGUGGCCCAGGGACCACCCAGCUGAGUGGAGCCGGCCUUGCCGGAGUCCUGGUGUGGUUGGAGCCGCGCCUCUAGGUGUCACUGGGGUGACAGGCCCGCCCUGUUCCGUCGGGCAGCGGCUGGGGGCUGUGUACGAGCCGAGCCCCCCGUCAGCCACCUCCGGUUCUAGCAGGUCGGCUAAGCGGGCUUCUCUCCGAAGGAGUGGUGUUCCCUGCGCGAAGCCCUUCUGAGCCCCCGGGGUUGAAGGAGUCACUUUGCGGUGACUCGUCCUUAGCUGGCAGCGAGCGACGCCUGCCUGCCUCCUCGGCAUCCAGGCAGAAUGUGGAUUGCUCGGCAGAGGACUAUGUCCGUCCAGGGUUUGGAGAAACCAUGUGGAAAGUAACCUAGUUAGUAGGCUCUCAGGAGUGAUCUCCUUCUGGCAGUUGAGUCUUCCAUAUUUAAGCCAGAGCCACUUCUCUGAAGCUGGUCUGGCCCCUGUUUUUCUGUGAUGGGCCCCUUGGCACACCCCGCGCGGGAGUGGAGCAGCCCCUGUCGGAGCCAGUCCUGCUCCCCGCUCUCUCCUCUCCGGACCGAACUUUCGCUCCGGUUUUGAGCGAGGGUCGAAGACCCACCCUGAGCCCAGAAGAGCAUUCAGAGGGGCACGAGUCAGGCCUAAGCAGAGGGAAGGGGGGCCUCCUGCCGUCACCUUCUCUGGCAGGGCCCUGUCCUGGAUAAGGGCGAUGGAGGACUCUCUGUAGCUCUGCUUGGCUGAAGGCCACCGCCUGUGUGCCCAGGCCUGGGGCCUUGGGGACCAGGGGCCCUUCAUCUGAGGGACUGCACAGUCGGAAGGGUGCGGACCAGCUGUGACGGGGGGGUCUCCAUGGGGGCCUGAACCUACUUCCAGCUGCUGAGGCCGCGUGGGACCUGCUGGCCCGCGCCCCCCCGCCUUGGACCCCCCUUCCUGGGCCAGCGUCGGUCUCUUCCCAGUUCACCACUUGUCUCUGCUCCAGCAGCUGUGCUGGGCGUGGCUGCCAAUUAAGCAAGUGGGACUGUAAGUGACAGGCUAAAAUUAGGUGUCUCCACACCCCCAGGCCUCCUUUCAUUGGGGCUGUUCUGAGCCUUCUAGACUGCGGGUUGACAGUCACCUGCCAAGUUUGAGGGAGGGGGCAUGGGGCGGGGGCCUCCCGGGAAUGCGAGUUUGGAAGUUGGAUGGUAUUAACUGCUCUGGCUGGUGUCUGUGCGUCUGUGCGUGUUGCUUCCUCCCCUGCAGGUUCGGACGGGAACAGCAUGGAUUCGGUGGACAGCUGCUGUGGCCUCAGGAAGCCUGAUGGUGUCCAAAAUGCCCAGGCAGGCUCCCAUCCCAAGAAGGUCGACCUCACCGUCUGGGAGAUCGAGGUGCCUAAGCACCUAGUUGGUCGGCUGAUUGGCAAGCAGGGACGGUAUGUGAGUUUUCUGAAGCAGACAUCUGGUGCCAAGAUCUACAUCUCAACCCUGCCAUACACCCAGAACAUCCAGAUCUGCCACAUAGAAGGCUCUCAGCAUCAUGUGGACAAGGCACUGAGCUUGAUUGGGAAGAAGUUCAAGGAACUGAACCUCACCAACAUCUACGCUCCCCCACUGCCUUCGCUGGCACUGCCUUCUCUUCCCAUGACUUCCUGGCUCAUGCUCCCGGAUGGCAUCACUGUGGAGGUGAUCGUCGUCAGCCAGGUCAGUGCUGGGCACCUGUUUGUGCAGCAGCACACACACCCUACCUUCCAUGCGCUGCGCAGCCUGGACCAGCAGAUGUACCUGUGCUACUCUCAGCCUGGAAUCCCCACCUUGCCCACCCCGGUGGAAAUCACGGUCAUCUGCGCUGCCCCUGGCAUGGACGGUGCCUGGUGGCGAGCCCAAGUGGUGGCCUCGUACGAGGAGACCGAUGAAGUCGAGAUUCGCUACGUUGACUACGGUGGAUACAAGAGAGUGAAAGUAGACGUGCUCCGGCAGAUCCGGUCUGACUUUGUGACCCUGCCGUUCCAGGGAGCAGAGGUCCUUCUGGACAGUGUGAUGCCCCUGUCAGAUGAUGACCACUUCUCACCUGAGGCGGAUGCAGCUAUGAGCGAGAUGACGGGCAAUACGGCACUGCUGGCUCAGGUGACGAGUUACAGUCCAACCGGCCUUCCUCUCAUUCAGCUCUGGAGUGUGAUCGGAGAUGAAAUACACUGGAGAACAGAGAGAACCCACGAUUUUUCCACACCCCGUGCAGUCUGUGAGCAGAAGUUCCUCGUGCCGGCUGCCGCUGCCUGUCCCAGCUCCAUCGCGUCCUGCGUACCUGACAGGGUGACCGUAUGGCAUAGGCGUGAUCCGGGGAUUUUCUUUUUCUUUUUUUUUUUUUUUUUUUUUUCUUUCUUUUUUUUUUUUUCUGUACAAACUUGUUUAAAAAAAAAAAAAAGAAAAAAAAAGCAGCUCAUUGAAUUACCUUGCGGUGGUGUGUGUUUGAUUCUUUUUUAGACUGCAUUCAGCACUGUGCAGUUUAAAUAACUUGAACUUAUAUAAAUCUCAAAUUGUAUACAUUAUAACUGAGUCCAUUUUUUCCAUGGUGAAAAAGGGGAGUGAAGGAUGGUUGUAAGUGUGAUGGGCUGUAGGGUCCCAAUUAAACUAGGAGACCCAUGGAUGGCUCCUUGAAGACAGUUUAGCCAGAAAUUUCCAUCUGGUAUUUUCCCUGCCUUUGCCCCACACCGUGGCAGCCAAGCUUCCUCUGGCUUCCUCCGGUGAUGGUCUCAAAUAGCCAGGCUUGAGUUUAAAGCACUGGUUUCCCAAAUUCUUGGUGCAUUCUUAAUAGGUCUGAAGUUAUUAAAGGUACUGUAGUGCUAAGAAUGAUAUAAAAGAAUACAUUUACGUGGUGAGAGCAGAGCUAAGUCUCGAUCCAGAGGCCCCUCCUCUUAAAGGUAGGCCCAGGCCUCUGUGCCUCUGGGCUUGCCCACCCCUCCAGGGGUCUCUGGAGAGCUGAGAUAGCCCCGGAGUCCUUCACACUGAAGGCAUCCUCCUGCAGAGCUGCAGCCAGUUCUCCCCGGCUGUGGGUACCAAGUGGUUAAAAUAAAAGCCUCAGUUUCGCUCAUCUGUGGGAUCAAUGGUACCAAUCUCGUAAGGCAAUGAAGUGAAAUGGAAGUGUUGGGUUGGCCAAAAAGUUC